Messenger RNA from Acanthocheilonema viteae, 1521 nucleotides. The record is from the annotation of a GenBank genome assembly. Lineage: Eukaryota; Metazoa; Nematoda; Chromadorea; Rhabditida; Onchocercidae.
AUGGAAUGCAGCGAUACACCUACUGAUAGUCCUUCCUUUUCGGACGAUGAACCAGAUUACGAUUAUGGUUGGUUCAUUCUGUUCAAUUAUAUUUCUGUUAGCAUUCAUUCAUUGAAAAGACCACAUUUAGAUGACUUUUACUGUAAUGGAGAAAAUUGCGCUAUGGAGAUGUUCGAAAGAGAGGAUCCGGAAUAUAUUGAGUACGCAUGCCUAAAAGUUCCGGAGGUCGAACGUCUCUUGCAAGAAACUAUGGAUCAUGUCGUUUCAACCUUGAAUGUAUCAUCUUCACUUGCCAAACUUCUCCUCUAUUUUUACAAGUGGGACGAUUCCACAUUAAUCAAAUUGUAUAGCAUUGAUCCUUGUAAAGUUCUUGUCGAUUGCUUUGUAUGCGCUGGUUCUUCAAAGCAACAGUCAGACGUAAUAAGCUGUGUGGUUUGUACAAGGUUACAAGGAGAAUGUACCAAAAUGUAUGCACUGGACUGUGGACAUAGUUUUUGUUCAGCUUGCUGGCUGAAAUAUAUCGAAACACAGCUUUGUAAUGGCUUAUCAAUCACGUUAGCUUUUAUCUUAUCACUUAGGAUCAGCUGCAUGGCAAAUGGAUGUACAUUACUGUGUUUAGAAGAUUUUGUACUAAGGAUAUUGAACGAACGCACAGAAAUAAGAGAUAAGUAUAAAAGGUUGGUAUUCAAGGACUGUGUUGAAUCACAUUCACAGUUGCGAUUUUGUCCGGGUGUUGAUUGUCAUAUCGUUAUCAAGGCACAGUGUCAAAAAGCGAAGAAAGUUACUUGCACCAGUUGCCGAAUUUCUUUUUGUUUUCAAUGCGGUUGUGAUUAUCAUGCGCCGACUUCUUGCGAGACAAUACGCAAAUGGUUAACAAAAUGUGCUGAUGACAGUGAAACUGCCAAUUAUAUAAGUGCGCAUACGAAGGAUUGUCCCAAUUGUCAUUCAUGUAUCGAAAAAAAUGGUGGUUGCAAUCAUAUGCAGUGCGCCAAGUGCAAGCAUCACUUUUGUUGGAUGUGCUUUGGAGACUGGAAGAACCAUGGAAGCGAAUAUUAUGAGUGUAGUCGCUAUAAGGAGAAUCCAUCUAUAGCCCAAGAAGCAAAUCAUGUCAAAGCUCGUCGUGCACUUGAAAAAUAUUUACAUUAUUAUGAACGUUAUGAAAAUCACCACAAAUCGCUUAAGUUGGAAGAAGAUUUGCGGAAUUGUAUAAUGAAAAAAAUCGAUGAGAAAGUGAACGGGCAUGAAGGAACAUGGAUUGAUUGGCAGUAUUUGCAUAGAGCAGCCACACUGCUUACAAAAUGUCGUUACACGUUGCAGUAUACUUAUCCAUAUGCAUAUUAUAUGGAAAAUGGACCAAGAAAACAGUUGUUUGAAUAUCAGCAAGCUCAGUUGGAGAAGGAGAUUGAAGAAUUAUCGUGGAAAGUUGAAAGGGCAGAAAGUACGGAGCGAGGUGAUCUGGAAACACAAAUGCAUGUGGCAGAAUGUAAACGACGUACACUUCUCGAAGAUUUCUUCGACUAA